Protopolystoma xenopodis is the source of this 765-nucleotide messenger RNA. The record is from the annotation of a GenBank genome assembly. NCBI's taxonomy places the organism in Eukaryota, Metazoa, Platyhelminthes, Monogenea, Polystomatidea, Polystomatidae.
GAUCUUCCGCAGAAAUUGCCGCCCUCUGAUGCGCCGUCUCUUGAGACCGACGUCAGCCGCACCAGCUCUACAGACCGGCUUGGCGACACAGUCAACUCGCAGAGUUCGAAGAGCACGCUGCGAGGCGACGAGAGACGGACGAAAUGGUGGGACUUGGCGGAGACGGAGGCGGAAGAGGAGAUGGAGCAGCUGAAGGCCAGACUCGGCCGUUGCACUCCUCGAGCCAUGGAGUCCGCGAUGACCACCGUCCCGGUCUCCUCUUCCCCCACCUCGUCCGCACCCUCUUUGACCUUGCAGACGAGCGGCUCGCGAAACCCGUCCGCGUCAACCAUGUCCCAUCUGCACGGCCAUCGUGCAAUCCGCGACGGCGACAAGUUGAUUCUCACCAUUCCUUUGGGCGACCACUUCACCGUUGAUGAGAUCCGCGUGGCCGAGACACGCAAUGCGGUCUGUGUGAAGGCGAGUCGUCAGGUCAGGAUACCCGAGAGCGGGGACAACAGUGGCGUCAGUAGCCGGAACAGCUACAGUGGCGCGGGUUGCGCGACUCCGGAGGCUGUGGGCUUGGCGGGUCCGGCGGCUGUUAUCGCGGGGACGGGGGCCGGAGAGACGGCCGGCCGCGGCAGACUUGGCAACCUGGUGCGGCAACAGUUCUAUAAAGAGUACGAAGCAUCUGAUUGCCUUCCUCGGCCAGAGACGCUCUCCUACACACUGACGGACGGCCUCUUGCGAAUUGAGGUUAGGGUCUUGUCGAAGGACUCGGUUUAG